AAGAUGAGGUAUACAUAUUUCAUUUCACGUUACUUGUGGACUAGGACUAUUAUAGGCUAAGACUCUUACAGGAAACGUAUCUCCCUAAUUUGGUAUCACGUAAUUGACCUACGCUGAAAAUGAACAUAAUUUUUAAGCUGGCUGUAAUCAUAACAGCUUUAAUGCCUGACAAGACUACCCAGAUAGUUGCAGGAAAUGAUGCAUGUAUUGAGGAUUUUCCCUUUAUCGCAGAAAUCCAACGUCGAGAAAAGCGUCGUGAUCCCUGGGAACAUUGGUGUGGAGCGGUUAUUCUCUCUGAAACGUGGCUUCUAACCUCAGCAGCCUGUUUUGAAGGACGAAUAAAAAACAUGCGUGUUCGGUGUGGCUUUGAUGAUCUAUCAGAUCCAAAAAAACAAAUAAGAACUAUUAAACGCUUCACAAUACAUCCACGUUAUAAUAUGAACGAGAACUUUCAAUUUGACAAUAACAUAGCUGUUAUUAAACUUCGUACUCCUCUGAAAUUUGGACCUAGAUGUCGAAAUAUCUCUUAUACAACAAUCAAAGGUAGUGAUGGUCUUAAAAACUGUCAAGUAUCAGGCUGGGGAUUCGUUGAUGCUAAAAGAACAGAGGCAGACACUCUCCAGUUUGCAGAUAUAUCAGUUUUAUCCAAUACCAAAUGUAAUGAUCUAGCAUCCCCUACAGUACCAAAGAAUCAAAUAUGUGCUUAUGACUGCAAGAAUAUACAACAAGCUUGCAAUGGUGACGGUGGCGGACCUUUGACAUGUGAAAGAAAAGGAAGUCGUGUUCUCGUCGGAGUAUUUGCAUGGCAGUAUAAUGUUUGUAAUGCUGAAAAACCGUUUGUAUAUUCAGCUGUUGCUUAUUAUACUUCCUUGAUUGAAAAAUGGACUGGCAUUAAAGGAAUUCCUUAAAUUGUAGCUAAACAAACGA
This is a messenger RNA of Mytilus californianus (California mussel), 927 nucleotides long. Its product is annotated as plasma kallikrein-like. NCBI's taxonomy places the organism in Eukaryota, Metazoa, Mollusca, Bivalvia, Mytilida, Mytilidae. Gene Ontology annotation, biological process: proteolysis. The record is from RefSeq and is a predicted model, not a curated record. Gene Ontology annotation, molecular function: serine-type endopeptidase activity. The transcript is spliced from 8 exons. The coding region runs from base 120 to 908 and encodes 262 amino acids.